AUGGGACCACGAGGAGGGGAUCGAGACAAUGUUGAUCUGUUUUUGGUAUUCAAUUCACACUACUACAAUGCCAUUUCCGAUUUCUACUCCCCCUAUUACAAUAUUCAAGCUGCGAUAUUCACGUAUCAGAAAACUCUUUCGUCCGCGGAGAUACUGUACUAUUUCUAUGGAUUCGGUGGUGUGACCUGUGACCUGACGGACGAAUUUUUGGAUUCGUCAGUCGCCGGUCUCGAGGGCCGCCGAAAAUCCUCGGCAUGUCUCUUUUUAGGUAUGCGUAGGCAGGUUGACGGUGCUGUGACCCGUGACGCGGACGAAAAUUUGUCACCAUCAAGGGCCCUCGGAUGCGCGGCCGACGCACUGCUUUCGCGCAUGCUGGAGUCGCCUCUUGUGCCUUUGAACCGACUUCGCCGUACCAGGUCUUCAUUUCCUAGGGUCCUAUGGAGCCGAUAGGGCCUUUACUCUUUCCUUGGAGCCAGGACAUUAUAUUUCUAUCUUGCGAGUCUUGCAAGGAUUUUGGAUUUGUCAACACCUGUCCGGCUCGGUAGAAAGCUGAUUUUAACCUGACGCAAACCUGACGACGGGUAGGAUCAUUGAUAAUCCGGUUACGGC
Guyanagaster necrorhizus is the source of this 609-nucleotide messenger RNA. RefSeq lists its product as uncharacterized. Bases 1 to 450 code for a protein of 149 amino acids. The transcript is spliced from 4 exons. The record is from RefSeq and is a predicted model, not a curated record. NCBI's taxonomy places the organism in Eukaryota, Fungi, Basidiomycota, Agaricomycetes, Agaricales, Physalacriaceae.